Messenger RNA from Cylicostephanus goldi, 164 nucleotides. NCBI's taxonomy places the organism in Eukaryota, Metazoa, Nematoda, Chromadorea, Rhabditida, Strongylidae. The record is from the annotation of a GenBank genome assembly.
AUGAAUGGUCUGUUCAACGGAACAUCGGUCAAAAAGCUGCUAGGCUGGAGAAUUGGCGAGGAAGAGGAGAAAUUCGCUGAGAAAGCGGUAGAAACCCUUGUCAAAAAGCUGAAAAAGAAGAAUGGAGGUAUCGGUCAGUGCAAAACAGUUAGUUAUCCAUAAUU